UAGUCUUUGCCAAACCAUUCUUGUUAUAGUACUUGUACCAUAACUUCUAGUUGGUUGAACUAUUUUUGUCACAUGGUGUACAUACCUUAUUUAGCUUUGAAAGCUUCCUUUCUUUUUCUUUUCUUUCAUUUGCUUCACGCACAAGUCAAGCAGCUCCUUCAAUAAGAUCAUCAUCUCUUCUAGAUUAUGGCAUUCAAAGAGUUCAUAAUUUGAAGCUAUGAGGGUCAAUCUGAUAAGUCUCGAGUGGAAGACCUUGAGAGAAGAUGCAAGGUAGGGCCAUCAGAAAGUGUGUUAGACACUAUGGGUGACCCAAUCUGUAGGAUUCGAAACAGUUCUAUGUACAUGAUGCUGGUAGCAGAGGAUCAGGACAAUGAAUUGGUUGGUGUCAUUCAAGGCUCAAUAAAAGUGCUCACAAUUCAUGGUCAUGCUCCACAUGAUUUGGCCAAGGUAGGCUAUGUCCUAGGCCUAAGGGUUGCACCCCAUUCUCAGAGAAAGGGAAUUGGCUCCAACCUAGUGCAAAGGCUAGAAGAAUGGUUCAUUUCCAAUGAUGUAGACUAUACAUAUGUGGCCACAGAGAAAGAUGACCAUGCCUCAGUGAGUUUCUUCAUGGGAAAGUUUGGCUACACUAAGUUCAGGACUCUGGCUGUGCUAGUAAACCCAGUGAAUCAUCACUCAGUUCAAAUCUCACCCAACAUUGAGAUAGCUAGGCUCAAGAUUGAAAAGGCUGAAUCCCUCUAUAGAAGAUUCAUGGGCUCCACUGAGUUCUUCCCUAUUGACAUAGAAAAUAUACUAAGGAACAAGCUAAGCUUGGGGACAUGGGUGGCUUAUUUUAAAGAAGAUAGUGGCUGGUGUGAGUCAGAUGGAAAAGUGCCUCAUAGUUGGGCUAUGCUUAGUGUGUGGAACAGUGGUGAAAUCUACAACCUAAGGAUAGGGAAAGCACCUUUGUCUUGCUUGUUAUUCAUAAAGAGUUGGAACUUGAUUGGUAAAAUCUUACCAUGCUUGAAAUUUCCAACCUUGCCUGAUUUCUUCAAUCCAUUUGGGUUCUACUUCAUAUAUGGGGUGUACCAUGAAGGGCCACUCUCAGGGAAGCUGGUGAGGGACUUGUGCCAAUUUGUGCACAACAUGGCUUCUAUAUCCAAGUGUGAGAAUGAGAACUCCAAGAUCAUUGUGACAGAAGUUGGAGAAGGAGAUGAGCUAAACCAUCAUAUUCCUCAUCAGAAAUCUCUCCCAUGCCCGGACUUGUGGUGCAUAAAGACCUUGAAAAAUGAAGAGACACACACGUUUUGUGAAUUAACCAAUACUCCACCAAGAGCUCUCUUUGUAGACCCGACAGAGGUCUAAAGAAUUGAAAUCUUAUGUCCCUAAACUAUGUCUCAUUCUCUGUUCUACAAAUAAAAUUUUAAUAUGUCAAUUAAAAAAAACACAUAUUAGUUUGUAACUAACUCACUCAUGUCAAUUUUAAUUGACAUGAAAAAUUGACAUGAUAAGAUUUCAUUGGUGAGACACAAAA
This is a messenger RNA of Lotus japonicus, 1510 nucleotides long. RefSeq names its product probable N-acetyltransferase HLS1. Gene Ontology annotation, molecular function: acyltransferase activity, transferring groups other than amino-acyl groups. Bases 301 to 1341 code for a protein of 346 amino acids. The record is from RefSeq and is a predicted model, not a curated record. NCBI's taxonomy places the organism in Eukaryota, Viridiplantae, Streptophyta, Magnoliopsida, Fabales, Fabaceae. The transcript has 2 exons.